Neomonachus schauinslandi (Hawaiian monk seal) is the source of this 2707-nucleotide messenger RNA. It is a transcript of the gene CXXC5, whose product is annotated as CXXC finger protein 5. Gene Ontology annotation, molecular function: methyl-CpG binding; zinc ion binding. Bases 757 to 1701 code for a protein of 314 amino acids. Lineage: Eukaryota; Metazoa; Chordata; Mammalia; Carnivora; Phocidae. Gene Ontology annotation, cellular component: nucleus. The record is from RefSeq and is a predicted model, not a curated record. The transcript is spliced from 3 exons.
AGGGCUGCCUUUCUCCCAGCUUCCAAGACCAGUGUCUCCAUGUGCAUCGCCUUGGGCCUGAGUGGAGCUUUUUUUUCUUCUGGAAACUCCCUAGGCUGAAUCAUGGAAAUCAGAGACGACGCCCCCACCCCCUGCCCCCCGCUUGCUCAGCCUCAGCUCCGCUCAGCCACCAGAGCCUGUGGUCUGUUCUCUUCGCCACCACUGGCUUGCCCACCAUCCGUCUGUCUGUCCAUCUCACCUCCCUUGGAGGCCAGGAAGACCAGCCACCAACGUGGGUGGAGGGGCGUGAAGAGGAUGUAACAGGGAUGUCAGGAGUGCACAGGGGAGUGUGGGGAAGAGUGUGAAGAGCUGGAGUGUGCAAGUCGGCAGUGUUGGCCCGCCCAGACGAUGGCGGAAUGGUGUGCCCUGCUGGGCCAGUGGCUCGGGCUCCUCAAGGCCCCACCAGAAUGCACCCUCCUCCAGGAAGCCUUCCCUCAAGCAGGAAGGACGGCUGGAAGUUUGUUCUAGCCAGCAAAGGAGCAAGAGAGGGACAGCGCCUUGCUCAGACUCUGGCCUUGGCAGCGGUGGUGGUGUGGCCCGACUCUAGUGAAGACCCUUCCCGUGCACACCUAACCAUGAGCCUGCCCUGAGCAGCAGGGCCCACCAGGCAUCUGUGCUGUGGGCAGCCGGGCCGGUGCUCGUCUGUGGACGCCCCGCGGUUGGCAGCCCCCCCCCCCCCCCCCCCCCCGCCGGGGGCCUUGGGCCCUUGGCCCCACCAUGUCGAGCCUCGGCAGUAGCCCCCAGGACAGCGGUGGCAGUAGCAGCAGCAACAGCGGCGGCGGCCCCAAGGCGGGAGUGGCCGACAAGAGCGCGGCGGUGGCCACGGCCGCGCCAGCCUCGGUGGCGGAUGAUGCUCCGCCCCCCGAGCGUCGGAACAAGAGCGGCAUCAUCAGCGAACCCCUCAACAAGAGCCUGCGCCGCUCCCGCCCUCUCUCCCACUACUCUUCCUUCGGGGGCGGGGGCGGGGGCGGCGGCAGCAUGAUGGGCGGCGAGUCUGCUGAAAAGGCUGCCGCUGCCGCAGCUGCCGCCUCCCUGUUGGCCAAUGGGCACGACCUGGCGGCGGCCAUGGCCGUGGACAAAAGCAACCCUACCUCAAAGCACAAAAGUGGUGCUGUGGCCAGCCUGCUGAGCAAGGCGGAACGGGCCACGGAGCUGGCAGCCGAGGGACAGCUGACGCUGCAGCAGUUCGCGCAGUCCACGGAGAUGCUGAAGCGCGUGGUGCAGGAGCACCUGCCGCUGAUGAGCGAGGCGGGCGCCGGCCUGCCUGACAUGGAGGCCGUGGCGGGCGCCGAGGCCCUCAACGGCCAGUCCGACUUCCCCUACCUGGGCGCCUUCCCCAUCAACCCGGGCCUCUUCAUCAUGACCCCGGCGGGCGUGUUCCUGGCCGAGAGCGCGCUGCACAUGGCCGGCCUGGCCGAGUACCCCAUGCAGGGAGAGCUGGCCUCGGCCAUCAGCUCGGGCAAGAAGAAGCGGAAACGCUGCGGCAUGUGCGCGCCCUGCCGGCGGCGCAUCAACUGCGAGCAGUGCAGCAGUUGUAGGAACCGAAAGACUGGCCAUCAGAUUUGCAAAUUCAGAAAAUGUGAGGAACUCAAAAAGAAGCCUUCCGCUGCUCUGGAGAAGGUGAUGCUUCCGACGGGAGCCGCCUUCCGGUGGUUUCAGUGACGGCGGCGGGAACCCAAAGCUUGCCCUCUCCGUGCAAUGUCACUGCUCGUGUGGUCUCCGGCAAGGGAUUCGGGCGAAGACAAACGGAUGCACCCGUCUUUAGAACCAAAAAUAUUCUCUCACAGAUUUCAUUCCUGUUUUUAUAUAUAUAUUUUUUGUUGUCGUUUUAACAUCUCCACGUCCCUAGUAUAAAAAGAAAAAGGAAAAAAAAAUUUUAACUGCUUUUUCGGAAGAACAACAACAACAACAAAAAAAGAGGUAGAGACGAAUCUAUAAAGUACCGAGACUUCCUGGGCAAAGAAUGGACAAUCAGUUUCCUUCCUGUUGUCGAUGUCGAUGUUGUCUGUGCAGGAGAUGCAGUUUUUGUGUAGAGAAUGUAAAUUUUCUGUAACCUUUUGAAAUCUAGUUACUAAUAAGCACUACUGUAAUUUAGCACAGUUUAACUCCACCCUCAUUUAAACUUCCUUUGAUUCUUUCCGACCAUGAAAUAGUGCAUAGUUUGCCUGGAGAAUCCACUCACGUUUAUAAAGAGAAUGUUGAUGGCGCCGCAGCGAAGCCCUUCUGUACCCAUCCACGCGGGCCGAGCUGCGGCCAGGAGCUCACAGAGGGGGAGGGAGCAGCCCCCCCACCCCUGCGCCCGGGCCGCCCACGCUGCACUCGCGGUCCCCAGAAUGGGAUCCCCCACCCCGACAACGAUGAUUUUGCGAAAAUGAAAGUUCUGUUCCUUUAUCCAUUGAGAUCUGGGGAGCCCAUGUCUCGAUAUUUCCGAUCCUGGCUACUUCCCUUAGAGAAAAUAAGUCCUUUUUUUCUGGCCUUGCUCAUGGCCACAGAAGAAAGGGCUUCUUUGCGUGGCCCCCUGCCGGUGGGUGUGGGUGCCCCGGCGGGGGGGGGCCCUGCGGCCUGGGCCCCCUUGCCCACGGCCAGCUUCCUGCUGAUGAACAUGCUGUUUGUAUUGUUUUAGGAAACCAGGCUGUUUUGUGAAUAAAACGAAUGCAUGUUUGUGUCA